AUGGUCAAGGAAGUUCAAUUUGAGCCCUUCACAGAUCAGAAGCCAGGCACUUCAGGUCUUCGUAAAAAGGUCACCGUCUUCCAGCAACCGCACUACAGCGAGUCAUUCAUCACAUCCAUCCUCCUCUCCAUUCCCGAAGGUGCAGAGGGCGCUUUCCUGGUUAUCGGCGGUGACGGAAGAUUUUGGAACCCGGAAGUGGUACAGCUCAUUGCGAAGAUCGGUGCUGCAUAUGGCGUGAAGAAGCUACUUAUUGGCCAGAAUGGUAUUCUGAGCACGCCGGCCGCCAGCAAUAUCAUCCGCAAGCGCAAGGCCACUGGUGGUAUCCUGCUCACUGCCAGUCAUAACCCAGGUGGUCCGAAUGCCGACUUUGGCAUGAAAUACAACCUGGCCAACGGAGCCCCAGCCCCAGAAUCCGUCACCAACAAGAUCUACGAGAUUUCCAAGAGCCUCACAUCCUACAAGAUUGCAGACAUCCCCGAUGUCGACAUCUCCACGAUUGGCACUAAGAAGUACGGUGACUUGGAGGUGGAGAUCAUAGAUUCCGUCGCGGACUACAUCACCAUGUUGAAGGAGAUCUUCGAUUUCGACCUGAUCCGUUCAUUCUUGAAGUCCCAACCCGAUUUCAAGGUUCUCUUCGACGGCUUGAAUGGCGUCACUGGUCCUUACGGGGUUGCAAUCUUCCAGAAAGAGCUCGGAUUGGGACCCGACAGUACUCAACAUUGUGAGCCUAAGCCGGAUUUUGGUGGCGGUCACCCCGAUCCGAACUUGACAUACGCACAUUCUCUGGUGGAGAGGGUCGAGAAAGAGGGUAUCCCCUUCGGUGCCGCUUCUGACGGAGAUGGCGACCGAAACAUGAUUUACGGCAAGAACGCUUUUGUGUCACCGGGUGACUCUCUGGCCAUCAUUGCCCACUAUGCAAAGAAAUACAUUCCUUACUUCCAAAAACAAGGCGUUUAUGGGCUGGCGAGAUCCUUCCCCACCUCGGCUGCUUUGGAUCUGGUAGCUAAGAAGCAAGGCCUGUCGCUCUAUGUCGUUCCUACCGGAUGGAAAUUCUUUUGUGCACUUUUCGACACCAACAAGAUGUCCAUCUGUGGUGAGGAGUCGUUCGGCACAGGCUCAAACCACAUUCGAGAGAAGGAUGGUCUGUGGGCGAUUACCGCAUGGCUCAACAUCGUUGCAGGAGUUGGCAAAGAUACAGGCAAAGUCCCCUCGAUUGGCGAGAUCCAAAAGGAGUUCUGGCAUGAGUAUGGUCGGGUCUACUUCACACGCUACGACUACGAGAACGUCAGCAGCGAAGGUGCCAAUGACAUGGUUAGCUACCUGAAAGAGAAGUUAUCCAAGUCUGAUACUGUCGGCACGGAGGUGCAAGGCCACAAGAUCACGGAAGCCGACGACUUCUCAUACACCGAUCUGGAUGGCUCCGUGUCAAAGAACCAGGGCAUCUACUUCAAGUUUGAUGAUGGGACAAGGAUCGUUGUACGACUGUCAGGGACCGGCAGUAGCGGUGCUACAAUUCGACUCUAUGUUGAGAAACUCGAGGAGGACAGAAGUAAGGUUCUUGAAGAUACACAGACGUACCUGAAGGGUCCCGUGGAGCUGGCCAUCCAGCUCUUGCAACUCCAGAAAUUCAUUGGCCGAACCGAACCAGAUGUGAAGACCUAA
Messenger RNA from Capronia coronata CBS 617.96, 1662 nucleotides. Its product is annotated as phosphoglucomutase. Bases 1 to 1662 code for a protein of 553 amino acids. The record is from RefSeq and is a predicted model, not a curated record. Gene Ontology annotation, cellular component: cytosol. NCBI's taxonomy places the organism in Eukaryota, Fungi, Ascomycota, Eurotiomycetes, Chaetothyriales, Herpotrichiellaceae. Gene Ontology annotation, biological process: carbohydrate metabolic process. The transcript is spliced from 3 exons. Gene Ontology annotation, molecular function: phosphoglucomutase activity; magnesium ion binding.